Molecule: messenger RNA, 3058 nt
Organism: Hippoglossus stenolepis (Pacific halibut)
Lineage: Eukaryota; Metazoa; Chordata; Actinopteri; Pleuronectiformes; Pleuronectidae
Product: calcium-activated potassium channel subunit beta-2
Exons: 5
Coding region: 1214-1924 (236 amino acids)
Biological process (GO): potassium ion transport; detection of calcium ion
Cellular component (GO): voltage-gated potassium channel complex; membrane
Molecular function (GO): calcium-activated potassium channel activity; potassium channel regulator activity
Source: RefSeq, a predicted model, not a curated record
UUUAAUUUUGAACACUAUAUUUCCAUGGUAUAAAUGUGUUUCCUUCCCUAUAGCUGUCACAGAAGGCCAUGCAAGGUGAAGCUCUAAACCCGAGUGAGACGGCCUGUCCAACAUGUCAUUAAGGACACCAGUUAUUCCUUAUAAGUUAUUAGGUAGGAAGUCACCUGGCACCUUUUUUUGCUGGACUGUAAUGCAAGGGGUGAGGUGACGUUUCUGACCGUGUGCGUCUCCAUGUUUAGCUGAAAUCAAUACCGUUAUGUGUGGAACUUGAGGCAGUAGAGGGGCAACGGUCAGCGUGCCUUUACAGAGGAGAAAAGUUGGGAGGUUGUAAUACGCAAGCAGAAAAAAAAUACGUGUAAGUGUAAAACUGUUUGUUGUGCACACACGCAGCAUGCAACCUCGCCUGGAAUGUUUCGAGGAAACUUUUACGGGCUCCUUCAGAUGUCUCAUGUCACACUGGGGUUGUCUCUCAGCAACAUUUCCCCAACGCAGCUGGGAAUGUAAUACAAUAAGGAAAUUACUCAUCUAAAAGGAACUUGUUGGCUUGUUUUCGAGCUUUGCUGCUCCCUCUGGUCGGGUUGUUAUCCCCUCAAAAAUGAAAAUGUUAGAGGCUACAAAAAUACCCAACAAUAUAAAACCUAAUCCAUUCCAUAUUGAAGGAGAGUAAAUAAAUAAUGUGACUUGAUUGUUGACUCCUACUUGAUUUAUUGCUACUUCCUCUGGGUCAUGAUGCAGCACACUAUUGAUUUAGACAGGGCCAUGACAUCACAGAUUUGAUCUGAGCAAAUGACCGCACACGCUUAACAACACGGUCACGUAAAGACAUUUGUCAUAAAUCCUGUUUGUGAAUAAAUACCUGGCAAUUUCAUGAGUGGGUUUGCAUUGACCCUCACCUUGACGCUAACGCUCGGCAGACCCAAAACUAAUAACUCAUAAUGUCUCAGCCGCCCAUUCUUUUGCCUCUGAAUCAAGGCUAAUGUGGUUUAUGGGGCUGAAAGCCUCAUGUGCAGCACUGAAUACUGUGUUUUCUGCAAAUGCUAUAGGAGCUGCAGGGAGCAGGAGGAGGCACAUGCAAGGUGUUGUUGUUGUUGUGUCAAGAGAGGAGCCAAUGACUUUGUGUUGACAGCUGAAGUGUACAGGAUACAGCAGGUCUUUUCAACAAUCUUUCCGUUCGGCCUCAGCAAGCACAGGAGGACGUAGAUCAUCUGGAAAGAUGUUCUUUGUGGCAGGGGCCAAAAAUACAAGAGGCGCGGUGAGAGGAAAUGAGAGGAGCUCAAUCUACCAGAAAUUUCGAGAGGUAGAUUUAUUAGACAAAAAGAAGACAGUGACAGCUCUAAAGCCUGGUGAAGAUCGGGCCAUUCUCCUGGGUCUGGGAAUGAUCCUCUCAUCUGUCAUGAUGUACUUUGUCCUGGGGAUCACCAUAUUACGCUCCUAUGCAGACAGUGUGUGGACAGAGGAGGGUGUGUGUGUUGUUCGCAACUCCACGGUCACGGCAGACAUGAACUGUUCCUACAACUGUGGGUCAGACUGCUGGAGAGUCUCCAAAUACCCCUGUCUGCAGGUCUACGUGAGCGUCAAUAACACGGGCCGUGUCAGCCGUUUAUCUCACAAUGAAGAGACCCAGGACGCCAGCUCUGAAUGUUUCUAUGUGCCCAGGUGCCAGAGGGACAGUGUGGCCAUGCACACCAUGAUUAUGAAUAUCUCCGAGCGCCUGAAGGUCAACCAGCAGGUCCCCUGUUACUACGACCCCUCCGAGCAGCAGGAGACCGUCCUCCUGACCCGGCUGUACGACCACAGCGUCGUCCUCCACUCGCUGCUCUGGCCCUCCUGCAUGAUCACAGGGGGGGUCCUCAUCAUCGUGAUGGUGAAGCUCACACAGUACCUCUCCAGACUCUGUGAAGAGAUUGGGAAGAUCAAGAGGUGAAAUACAUUUGGCAGCUGCGAAAGCCAAUCAUAUGGUGGUUUGGUGACGGACACGUGAUAUGACAAGGAUUGUUGGAACUAAACAACCUUGCUGUGACCCCCUAGCAAACUUUCCUCUUCAGCUGAGACAUGUGGAACAGAUGAGAUUCACUGCGGCCUGAGGAUGUGACUGUUUAUAAAAGUGGAGUGAAUGUUCCGAGGCGGAAACGUUCAGAUGUGUAGCUGGCUCUUGUACAGGGAAAACUAGGACUGGGUUUUGCAUUGUGUUGGAGGAUUAUAAAAUGCUCUGUGGUUACUUGUUUAUGAGGAAGUUUAUUCUACCAGUAAUUUUAAAUCCAGUGUAUUAUACUACAUUAUAUUAUAUUGCCAACACUUAUAUGAUAAUACCAAAAAACAGACAUUGUAAAACACUGCCCUGUCUUUCCGAACAAUGUCUUCUGUGUUCAAACUUUUGAUGUUGAGCAACGUUGUACAACUCUGAGAAUUUGUCUUUGGUGAUUUGGAAUCAAAAUAGUUUUCUGAAACAAUAAUAUAUUCUUAUUUUAUACUCACCACCACGAUGACCAAUUAUGACUAAUGACCAGUAUGCAGUAGGCCUUUUACCUAUUUUUGUGUAUACACGAAUAGCGAUGAAAUAAAAUUGUGCUAGACCUCUGAAAUAUUUGAAUAGCACUUUUCAUGCAUACAAUGUAACACAAAGAGCUUUGCAGAAUAAAAGCAAGACAAAGACACAUCCACAGCAAGAUGCUGUCGUAAAUAAAAUAACAAGAGAGAUAUGAAAUGAAUAAAUCAGAAAUAAUUAAAGGCCAAAUAAAGAUGUGAAAACGAUAAAGUUGAAAAUAAAUGCUAAAAAUGGAUGUGAAAAUGUUUUAGUAAAUAAUAAAAUGCUAACGAAGAUGUGAAAAGAAUAAAGAUAAAGUAACAGAAUGCUAAAAGGGAGGUGGCAAAGAUUAAGAUAAAAUAAUAAAAUUCUUAGAGAUGUGGAAAUUAUUAAAUAAUAAAAUACUAAAAGACAUGUGAAAAUGAUAAAGAUAAUAAAAUAACAUUCUAAAAGAGAUGUCAAAGGGGAAAAGAUAAAAUACUAAUAUACUAAAAGACGUGAAAAUCAUAAAGGUGAAAUAAAGAUAAAAUGCUA